Acaulospora colombiana is the source of this 602-nucleotide messenger RNA. NCBI's taxonomy places the organism in Eukaryota, Fungi, Glomeromycota, Glomeromycetes, Diversisporales, Acaulosporaceae. The record is from the annotation of a GenBank genome assembly.
GUCACAUUGACCUAGUUGUGGCAAACUUGAACCUCUCCAAUGACUACAAUCGAAGGCUUGUAAUGCGUUUGGGUAUUCGCGACUCAUUCAAUUCCCCGGAUGCACCGAUUCAGAAGGCUCUGAAAAGCUUCAACGAGAAUAUUGGCUACGAUUUCUCCAUAGAUAUCGCUUGGAUCGAUCUUUGGAACGACUUACAAGGGAAAUAUACUGACAAAUCCACUUUUGUGCCAUCUAUCGCGGAUUCCGUCAUUACGUUCUUGAAGCGCCUCGAAGCGCUACUAGAUACAUCCCAGGAUUUCCAAGAGAUCUUUCUUGAAAAGAUAGAGCGAAUGCGUAAAGCGAUUUUUGUAAAGAUCCACGACAAAUCAACUCCAACCAUAGAGAUAGUAAGAGGGGAAUUGCUCACACUCUUUUUACCUAAAAAUGCUGCUCCCGACUACCGGACCAUCUCCUCACAAAUUGGUAAAGAUAUUGAGGAAGCGUUUCGUGACAAAUCCAAAGUCGAGCGCCCUUCCCAAGGUGCCUCCGAAGAUUUAUUGAAGGACGAUUUCGUGGACAUAUCGCCUACUCGGAUCAAGCCUCCAGUAAAGUCUUCAUCCAGA